UUACUAGAAGCCAAAAAAUCUCAUUCGAAUCGUCAAUCUACAAUUGAAAGAUUUUUUGUUUUUCUUCUUGACAUGCAACACAACAAUGUUCUUCGUUCUGAGAUGGUAGGCCUGGUACACUUCUUUAUUGAGGUACGAGAAGAACAUGGAAAGGAAACCGAACAGCUUCUUCCAGAUGUUGCAGCAGUAGUUAGGCAGGCAAGAUUUGUUGAACAUUCAUCAAGCGAAGGAGGUGUACCAGAUCUUGUGUAUUCCAAGUUGCUUCCUAUGAUUUAUCUUCUCACAGAAGAACUUUUCUCUAUUAGACAAUUGAGCUACAGCAGGCCCGGCAUUAAAAGGAAUGAUGAUGAGCACGCAAGAUAUCUAAGGGAUACUGUUGGAGCUCGAGUUAAACUCCUUCAAUCCCAUUUAGAAUUUUUAAGAAUCAAACUUUCGGAUCGACCACAAAAGAACAUGCAACAUUGGAGACUAGUCGUCAUGCUCUUUGAACGAGUGGUUGAGCAGCUGUUAUCGCUGAAAGACUCAUUAGAUGCCGGAAGAAUCACAAACGGUGAGGCAAGGAAUGUGCUCUUUAAGGUACUUCUUAGAAUUUUGGUUUUCAAGGCAGAGGCAUAUUUGAUGGAUUUACUCAACGGUGAUGAAAGUCUCCUUGUAAAGCAUCAGAUUGGAGCCCUCAAAUCCGUAGUUGCAUCAAUGACAAACAUGCCCAGGAAACUCAUCUUCAUGAACCUUGAAAAGGUACAAAAGGAUGAAAUAUUAAUCUUGACGGACAUUGAGUCGGUGGUCAGGGAGGUGCUAUAUCUUUGUCAUUCCUUCAAUGGUACUGUUUUUACAGGAGGCAUGAUGAAGGAAUGCACUCACUGGCUUUGUGACUUGACACAGAAAAUCAAGGAAGUAGUUGAGAGGAUUGAUGUCCCAUUUCCAAAAAUUGAGUUCCCCAAGACUAAUGGAUUAGGCUUUAUUGGUUUUCUCUUGAUAAAGCUAAAGGGGCAGUCGAUGAGAUAUGGGAUUGGCCCACUUAAUUGUGUUAAGCAACAGAUUGAUGACAUCCUACAGAAUCUGACAUUCUUGAGAUCUUCCAUCAUGAAGCAGGAUGCCAAGUAUCAAGAAUGCAAGGAUGCAGCUUACAUGGUGGAAUUUAUCAUUGACUCAAUUCUUCUUGGAAAUGGAUCCAGAUGGCAUAAUUUUUCAUGGCUUUACCGCGUCUCAGAAAAUAUAAGGCAUAUCCGGAUUCUUCAGGAAACAGAAUGUCAAGAGAAGACCUGCAAUUUGGAAGUCACAAAUGCUGCCCAGGCCGUGGUCCGUCAGAUCUCGCAGACUAGUACCUUUGAAGUUAAUGAAGAUGUGGUGGUACUAAAUGACCAGCAACAAAUGAUAGUUGAUCGACUAACAAGAGGAUCAUCACAGAGAGAAAUAGUCUCGAUUGUUGGAAUGCCAGGGAUUGGCAAGACAACUCUGGCAAAUCAAGUGUAUUAUGAUCCUAAAGUUGUGUAUUACUUCCAUAUUCGUGCAUGGUGCUGUGUUUCACAAGUGUACGCAAAAAGAGACUUGUUGCUUGGCAUUUUACAGCAGAUAAUUGAGCUUACUGACAGUAUCCUGACGAUGCCCAAUGAAGACUUGGAAUUUAUGUUGUAUAAACAAUUGAAGGGAAAGCGUUAUCUAAUCACCAUGGACGACUUGUGGAAUAUUGGUGCAUGGGAUGACUUAAAGAGCUCAUUUCCAGAUGAUGGAAAUGGAAGUAGGAUUAUGAUAACAAGUCGUCUGGAAGACAUGGCUUUGAAUUUCUCACUGGAAAGUAAUCUUCUUAAUCUUCGUCCCUUGUCUGAUGGUGAGAGUUGGGAGUUACUAAAGAUGAAGAUAUUUCCUAAAGAAAUCUGUCCUGAGGAACUACUACAAGUUGGAAAGGAAAUUGCUAGGAGUUGUAAAGGACUACCUCUUUCUCUUGUUGCAAUAGCUGGUCUCCUUCAAAAGACGGCCAUGAAAUCAGACUCGUGGAAAAAAAUUGCAGAACGUUCAAAUGCUAUCAUUGUGAAUGAUCCACAAACGAGGUGCAUGGACAUCUUGGAACUAAGUUAUGAGCAUCUGCCAGAUUAUCUGAAACCAUGCUUUCUUUUCUUCGCUAUGUUUCAAGAAGACAAGGAGAUUCCAGUUAGGAGAUUGAUAUGGCUAUGGAUGGCUGAAGGUUUUAUAGAGAGAAAAGAUUCGAAGAGCAUCGAGGAUCUUGCUUUGGAUUACUUGAGAGAUCUGGUUGGUAGAAGCUUGAUAACAGUUUCCAAGAGAAGAUCCAAUGGUGGUGUCAAAGCAUGUCGGAUACAUGAUAUGGUACGCAAUGUUUGCUUGUCAAAAGCUAAAGAAGAAAAAUUUUUGGGAUUGGUAACUGGUGAUGAUGAGCCUUAUUCUUUUUUCUAUGAUAGCGAUGAUUUUGAUGAUUUUGAUCCUUCAAAUUCCAUUACCUACAAGGAACAUCGACUAUGCAUUUCUGUUAGCCGGCAACAGUUUGUUAACUCAAGACCUUCUGGCCCAUAUGUUCGUUCUCUUCAGUUCUUUGCCACUACUGAUGCUUAUCCAAGAUGCCCUUAUAAUGUCUCAUUCAUUUCCAAGAACUUUAAACUUCUUAAGGUGUUGGAUUUGGAAGCAAUCAAUAUGGGUAGUUCCUUUGCUGAUGGAAUAGAUUCACUUAUUCAAUUGAUUUUUCUAGCUGUUGGUGGUGAUAUUGAUUCUAUUCCAUCAUCAUUAGCUAAUUUGAGAAAUCUGGAAACUCUUUUGGUGAAGGGACUGAAAGGUAAAAAGGUCUUACUACCGGAAAGUAUUUGGAGGAUGACAAGUUUGCGACAUGUUCAUGUGAAGAAUAAUGCUUCUUUUACACUACAACCUAAAGUCACCGGAAUUGGCUUUCAAUUAAAGAACCUCGUCUCCCUCUCCGUACCAUCUCUGAUUUUUGGGGAAGAUGCAGAUGAAAUGAUAAGGAUGUUGCCCAACCUUCGAGAAUUGAGUUGCAUUUUCUCAAAAUCAAGGGGUUCCAGAGAUUACUAUCAGUUUCCAAGAUUGGAAAAACUGACACAGUUGGAGUCGCUCAAGAUAGUAUAUCGUGGUAGGACUAUUAAGACAAGUCCAUUGAACUUCCCGUUGGGACUGAAGAAGUUGACAUUAAUAAAUUUCUUCUUGCGGUGGGAUCAUAUCUCAACAAUUGGCAGCCUAGAAAAUCUUGAGAUUCUCAAAUUGUUAUCUUCAACUUUCGAAGAUACAAGGUGGGAAAUGAAAGAAGGGGAGUUUCACAAGCUCAAAUACCUGAAAUUGGACAGUCCAAACAUUGUUAGCUGGGUUGCCUCCUGUGAUGACUUGCCUAAUCUUCAACAUCUAGUCUUGCAAAAAUGCGAGAAUCUUAAGGAAGUCCCAAUUGAUUUUGUGAGAAUCCCAACUUUGCAGCUAAUUGAGGUGCAACGGUGUGGAGACUCAGUUGAAGAGGCAAUUAGGCGACUGCAGCAGGAACAAUUUGAAUAUGGAAUUGAAGAUUUGAAGGUCCUUAUCAACCAUUAGAUGGAAAUCUCAGAUCUUCAUAAAUUUAGGUUGAUCGUUGGCGUGCUUUACAUCCCAGUGACAGGUGCUGGUGUUUGUUGCAGUUGAAGUGAAGGAGGACGUACUUAUCUCAGAAGCUCCUGGAAAAGAAUUGGCAAAGUUACAUCAGCAAGGCCUUGGUGAUGAUGAUUCUUUUGCGUUUAGAUGGUGCUACUUUCAAGCUAUUUUGCAUUUCUUUCCCUUGUGUGAUGACUUGGUGCUGGUCUUAGAUUGGACUAAACUCUUUUGUUCUUUGUCUUGCUAAGUGCUUGUGAGUUGUGAUCUGAAGUCAAGACUGCCUGCAGUGAGAGAAUGAGGGUGCACUUGUGAACUAGUUGUAAAGUUUUUUAUUAUGCAAACAAAUUUGAGU
Molecule: messenger RNA, 3925 nt
Organism: Coffea eugenioides
Lineage: Eukaryota; Viridiplantae; Streptophyta; Magnoliopsida; Gentianales; Rubiaceae
Product: putative late blight resistance protein homolog R1A-3
Exons: 2
Coding region: 73-3537 (1154 amino acids)
Biological process (GO): defense response to other organism
Molecular function (GO): ADP binding
Source: RefSeq, a predicted model, not a curated record